Messenger RNA from Fulvia fulva, 306 nucleotides. Its product is annotated as Ecp16. The record is from RefSeq and is a predicted model, not a curated record. The coding region runs from base 1 to 306 and encodes 101 amino acids. NCBI's taxonomy places the organism in Eukaryota, Fungi, Ascomycota, Dothideomycetes, Mycosphaerellales, Mycosphaerellaceae. The transcript is spliced from 2 exons.
AUGCACGCCACCCUUCUCAUCCGCUCUCUCGCCCUCCUCUCUCUGCACCCGCUCCCUCACGCUCUCGCCUCCCUCCCCGCUCACUUGUACUGCGAACCCACGGAAUACCCCGCCCUCGGCUGCAACGGCUGCUGCAACCGCAUCCACAACGCGGAUGGAACGCUUCAUUGCUGCCAAUCCGAACCCAUGGGCCCCUUCCAGAACUACAAGCGCGCGGAAGUUCCUGUGGGGAGUACGUUUUGUUAUAGUAAUAAUGACCGCAAGAAUGGAUAUCUUGGGCUCGUGGCUUGUGGGGUUGAGGAGUAG